This is a messenger RNA of Macrosiphum euphorbiae (potato aphid), 318 nucleotides long. The record is from the annotation of a GenBank genome assembly. NCBI's taxonomy places the organism in Eukaryota, Metazoa, Arthropoda, Insecta, Hemiptera, Aphididae.
AUGAUCCAUGGGCCUUGCGAAACACAGACAGGAGACGACGGGUAUCCAAAGUAUAGGCGAAGAGCUCCAAAAAAUGGUGGUUUUACAGUUGAAAUAAAUGGUAAGACACUUGAUAAUCGUUGGGUAGUACCGUAUAACCCAGUGUUUUCACGUACAUUUGGUGCUCAUAUUAAUGUAGAGAUCUGUAACUCUGUAAAAUCUAUAAAAUACAUUUGUAAAUAUAUUACAAAAGGAAGUGAUCAAGCAGCAUUUGGUUUUGAAAAUGAUAAUGAUGAAGUCAAGCUUUAUGAAAGUGGUCGAUAUAUCAGCAGCUCUUAG